AGAGCACUGCUGUACGGUAUCUCAAUAGAACGAAAAGCUACCUUCUACCUCGAUUCAUUUCCAAAGAUCUGGUUUCUUYAAUAGUGUGUGUUAAACUGCUACCUCUGGAAUCUUUAAUCAAUAUGGACACGAUCAUGGAAAAGAGGAUUCGGAGACGAAUGGUCUUGCUGAAGUCCGAAAAAGAUCGUGCUAUCAGAAGGGCCCAGUUUGGUGAAUUUUCUACUGCGAAGUCGUUUGAUGAAAUCAAGGAAGAACGAGAGGCUGCUAUAGGACAAGGUGUGAAUCGCGAUUUUUCCAACGAAGAACGAGACAUUGACUGUGAUGCCUCCCUCAUGUCGGAUUGUGUCAGUGAAAUGCGACGCCGACGAGUCUAUGAGAUGACUCACGGCCGCCCUUAUCCUACGAAAUCUACGAAGAAGAAGCACACCUUUUGGCAACCAGAAGAUUCUUCUCACGUUGCGGUUCUUUCUCCGCCAUUUGCUAAAAGGAGCAAUGAACCUACCAUUUCAAAACCACCUGUGUCUUUGCAAUCACAUGCAUUGCCCAAGAAGGCGACACCGCGUGUACUUUGGAAAGUCGAAACUGCAAACCUUAAUCACUCUGUUGAGGCUGUGGUCUUGAAGGAAGACAAUGAAGACGAACGRCAAAGAUUGAAGGACUCGUUUAUCAAGGAUGAAAUCAUAGACGGAUUUGGCUACGAGGAUGAUGAAAUUAUGACACCCGUUCGCAUCAAAAAGUUUAUCAACGCCUACGACGACGCCAAGAACAAUAAAGAAGAACGUGAGGGCAUUAGUGCGUCCGAUUGUGUCUUCCAAGAAAUGGAUCGAGCUGAAACUGCUGCCGCUGUGUCGGAAAUUUCAAGUGCAACACAAGCGUUGGCUGCUUUUGUCACAAGCGCGGUGGGUGUGAUGAGAGAGGCAAAGACACCUGAAAAAGAUAGAGAUGGCAAGUACUUGAUGCAUCUGGAGGAGAUUGAACCGAAAGUUCUUUCAUCAACGACGCCGUACAAGUCUAAGCUUUUUCACGAAAAGGCUGUCUCUUUUGCUGCUGUUACUCCGUCCAAUAAAUUAAUCACCAAGGUACCCACUCCCAAGACUAUGGACAGUAGCAUGGAUGAAGCAGAUAUUAUGGUUACAAAUCUUGGUCUUGGCGAAAGCGAAGACAAUGAGGAUGAUAGUGCAGUAGGAAAAUUGGAUUAUGGAGUAUUGUGGCCAUCUCUAUUCCAGAAUGAAGACUCUGGUGUCAGCGUCAUUGACACCCACAACAAGAAAAUGCUUGAGGCUCUGGUAGAGGGAGGCGCGCUACAACGAGAAGUUGAUGGCACUAAUGUUCUCAAACUAUUUGUCGACAUGUAUCACAAACACACGUUCGAAAGAAUUGUUCACGCUAUUCAAGAAUUGAAAGGGUUACAAGCUUUGGUUAUUUGCCGAGCAAUCAACAAAGACCGACCAACUUAUCGCACCACCCAGGAAAUCAAAUCUCUUUUCGAUUCUACAAAAAGAAUCCAGACAUUGCACUCUUUGAUGCUGUUAAACUUCACUUCGGACUCUUCGACUGACUUGGGAAUGCUGAUCCAUUCGCAACCAUCUCUUUAUCGACUCCAAAUUCAAAUGGUCGAUGGUACCCUGAAUGGCGAACUACUGGGAGUUAUGGCAACCGCCCCAUGCUUGACUCAUGUUUUGCUCGARCUCAAUGAAUCUUGUUCUUUGGGGACACUUUUGAACUCAAGAAGUCUUCAGACUCUGCGAGUCAAUUCCGAAAAUCUUGAAUUUAAGAGUAGUCACAUCCGAACUCUAUUCUACAGUCUCCAAUCGAACAUUGCACUUACUUCUUUGGACCUUGCCCCACCAAUUUCGGCAGAACAAUUUAGAUCGUUGUGCCUCACGCUGAAACACAACUACAGAUUGGAAUCUCUUCGAGUCAAUUUGGAAUUGACAACAGRUGAUGAAAGCAGAGAUGUUGCGAUGGAACUUGCCAAUUUAUUCCGAGAAAACAACUUUCUGAUCAACGUCUGGAACUACUCUCAUAAAUYGUGCGCGAUUAAUGAUGAAGUCAAGCGUGACCUUUUUGCGGCGCUACGAAAUAGCAAGGGCAUGAAAGACUUCAAAUUCUUUAACGAAGAUAUUGGCGACUGGAAGAACGCGAAGGGCGGGAACCCAGMUUGGCUCGAAGAAAAUCUCAAUUCCACCAUAGGGGAUUGCAGUACCGUCAAUACCGUUGAUGUUUCAAGAAAUGUAGGCAGUAUUGACAAUGGAGAAGGGAACGAUUCGCUCUUCUCGUUCGAUGAUUCUCCGAACAUCCAAUCUAAUCGGAAGGGUGAUUUUCUGAGAAUGUGUGGUUUUGAAAGCCCUGAUUGUGAAAGGGCUUUUUGCGGCAUCGAUGUCUCGGACAUGUCGAAAGCCUGUGAUUAUUCCAACCUUAAAAAAGUGGGCACCGAGAUUCACAAGUGGGCCACGGGUACUGCCACUGCCAAACAGUGACCAAAAAACGCAUGGACAUGAUUUGAGUACCGUGAUUCGAUCUGUGUUGUCCUUCAUUUAUAAAUAAAACUGUCUUCAACAAGAGUUAUCAUUUGAAUACGAGGGUAUUAUUGCUGCCAUCCAUCGUAUAUGAUUUAAUUCAUACUGUAAUUAAGCACUUGUCUUUAUACAUUGGAUAAGUUCAGCACGUGCAUUURUUAAAAGACCAAGRAGAAAUAAUAAYUCGAYGCUUUCAUUCUAAGCUGGAUCUGUUUCCUAUCUUCCCCUCUCCAAAAUAAUCCUGUCAGCUCUGUCCAGAAAAGAGGACACACCAAAAUUCGAUUGCUGAAAGGAUAAAGCGACAUCUUCAGAUUCCUCAAAUUAUCAAUCAACUAAAUGCAACAUUUUUCA
Pseudo-nitzschia multistriata is the source of this 2870-nucleotide messenger RNA. NCBI's taxonomy places the organism in Eukaryota, Bacillariophyta, Bacillariophyceae, Bacillariales, Bacillariaceae. The record is from the annotation of a GenBank genome assembly.